AUGAGGGGCGGCGCCGCGGCGGCCCCACAUCCCUGGGGCCAUGGCCGAGGCGGGGGCAGGAGGGGUCCGAGGGUGCAGAGGUCCACGGCGAAUUGGUUUCAGGCUGGGCUCGGUCGCCUCCAACUCACUGGCGCCCAGCUGUGUCUGUUGAGGCUUCGGGGGCCAGAAAGCGCAAUUCGGGGACACUUUGAGGGGAGGGGCGUCCCGGGCACCACCGGCUACACCCUCGGAGCCGGAGGGGGCGCAGCUCGGGGCGGGAGGAGUCUCCACCUCCCGGGGCUGGUGCCCCCUGCAGGAUCUGCAAGGCGAGGGGGGAGCCGCACGUGCGGUCCCAGGGCCCGGUGGCCACCGGCGUCCGGGAGGCUGCCGAGGGCCUCGUGCCGAAGCCCCUGGCCUCGCCGCGCCACUCAGACCCGUACUCUCUCGAAGGUACAGAUCCCCAACGCGAGCUCGAAUCGCCUCGGUUUCGGUGGUAACCCCACAUGCACGGCGCGGCUUUCUUCCACUUCCAAGAGCCCUGCAGCAGUCGGGAAAAUCCCAGUGCUCAGUCUUGGACUCCAGCGCUCUCUCCAGUCUCGACCGGGGUCUGCGCUAGCACAGGCCGACUUGGCGCCGCCUGGCCGGGCUGGGGUUCGAUGACUGAAGCAAGGGUGGAGCUCUAGGCACUCGCUGCCCCAUGGAGAUGGAGCUUGGAGGAGCGGAGGAGAGGAAGCGCCAGCUAAGGCGCCCCAGCUCGAGCUGUUUCUUCCCGGAGCGUCUCCUCCAGUAUCCAGCUCGUACGCGUUGUAGGAUGAGAGAUGGGGU
Mastomys coucha (southern multimammate mouse) is the source of this 804-nucleotide messenger RNA. RefSeq lists its product as uncharacterized. The transcript is spliced from 3 exons. The record is from RefSeq and is a predicted model, not a curated record. NCBI's taxonomy places the organism in Eukaryota, Metazoa, Chordata, Mammalia, Rodentia, Muridae. The coding region runs from base 1 to 639 and encodes 212 amino acids.